Molecule: messenger RNA, 1580 nt
Organism: Cajanus cajan (pigeon pea)
Lineage: Eukaryota; Viridiplantae; Streptophyta; Magnoliopsida; Fabales; Fabaceae
Product: myb family transcription factor MOF1
Molecular function (GO): DNA binding; DNA-binding transcription factor activity
Source: RefSeq, a predicted model, not a curated record
GAGAGAGUGAAAAAGUUGAGUGAGAGAAACAAAGGUCAAACCGAGGCAGUUGAGUAAUUCUAACACCCAUUAUAAUUAUAUUGCCAAUUGCAUUGCAUUUGCAUAGGUGUAAUCAUUUCGUAGAACCUCAGUGCAUACGAGAUCAGAACCCUCCCCAUGUUCCCUUUUUUCUUUUUUUAUUUAUCUUGCCAACUCAAAGUACAGCAACCACCAUAUAUCAGGUAUUAUCAGUGUGUUUCUGUGUGACUCCUAAGGAAUUUUCACAGCCCCUACUACCCAUAUCUUCUUCGUGAUAUUCCUCUCCCUUCUUUUCUUCUUCUCUCUCGUUUUUCUUUCGUGGGGAGCAAAAAAAAAAAAAAGCCUUUGCUUUCUUUCUUUUCUUUUCUCUUUCUCUGAUAUACCAGAGGUGGUGGUAACAAGCCAAGCCAAAGACCCUUUUGGUGUUUCUGGAAGAAGCUUAAGAAAAGCGAGGGACUUUUUGGCUCUACCAAGGGUUUGGAUAUAUUAGACUAAAUGGGUAGUUGUGGAAGAGAAGGAGCAGUGAGACAAUAUAUAAGAUCGAAGGUUCCUCGUUUAAGGUGGACUCCUGAGCUGCACCGUUGCUUUGUUCAUGCUAUUGAUAGCCUUGGAGGUCAUCAUAAGGCUACGCCGAAGCUUGUUCUUCAGCUGAUGGAUGUUAAGGGGCUCACAAUUUCACACGUGAAGAGCCAUCUUCAGAUGUACAGAAGCAUGAGGGGUGACUUGGGCAGACAAGGUAGGACGCCCUCCCAACAUAGAAACCAAUCUUUUGAGGAGCAUGAUGAUGGGUGUGUUGAUGAAGUGAAUGAUGUUGGUGUUGAGUACUCAUGUUCGAAAUCCAUGGGAAGAGAAUCUGAUUCCUUCUUCGGGCACAGUAAUCUCCCUCCAAAAAGAGCAAGAUUCGAGACGAGGAGUUCGAUCUCAGAGAGCCUGCAAUGCAGCCAAAGAUUAUGUGAUGCAGUUCCAAAUCCGUACUGUCUUUAUGAUUAUCUGCAGCCCAUGGCUGAGCACAAGGGAAUAAAAGAGUUAUGUGAAGCUUCAGCAUGCCAGACACAACCCCAUUCCUCUCUGCUACCUAAUUUUCCAAACCUCACCUCAUUCAAAUUUCCUAACCCACAAUCUGAUUUCCUCCAGGUUACUAAAUUAAACCAAGGAAUGAGUACUUCAAAAGCAAUAAAUGUAGUUGUGAACACUGAGACAGCUGAGGAAGAAGUAGGAGUAGGAGGGUAUGAAUUGUCGUUAUCACUCACAUUGCCAAAUCCUUCACCUCAGAGAAGUAAUGCUUCUUCGGGUAGUGAGAUCAGUGAAGCAAUCUCAUCAUGCCAUGGCCCUGGAUUUAGCAACUACAAGGACUUCUCUACUUCUUCCACUCUCAAUGAAAGAAUUAAUUUGGACCUAUCUUUGGCCCUAUGUGGUAAUUGAUUUGGUGCUCAUUGUAAAAUCAAUCUACUAUAGGCAUAAUCCACUGUAGGUUUUUUUCAUUUUCUUCACUAACAAUUUUGGAUGUCUUGUUUCUUCUGGGUAUCUUUCCAAAUUCCAAUCACCAUGUUAAUUUUUAUCUA